AUGAAAGUUGAAGAGUUAAUUAUCGAUGGUUUCAAGUCAUAUGCCACACGUACGGUCAUAUCAGGUUGGGACUCAUCGUUCAAUGCCAUCACAGGACUUAAUGGGUCGGGAAAGUCCAAUAUAUUGGAUGCUAUAUGUUUUGUGUUAGGUAUAGCAUCUAUGACAACUGUGAGAGCAUCGAACUUACAAGAUUUGAUUUAUAAGAGAGGUCAAGCUGGGGUGACUAAGGCUAGUGUUACUAUAGUGUUUGAUAAUAGUGAUGCAUCCAAAUCCCCUAUUGGGUUUGAAAAUUGUGCACAAAUCAGUGUUACUAGACAAAUCAUACUAGGAGGAACAUCUAAAUAUUUAGUCAAUGGUCACAAAGCCCAACAACAGACUGUUUUGAAUUUAUUUCAAUCUGUUCAGUUGAAUAUUAAUAACCCUAAUUUCUUGAUUAUGCAAGGUAAAAUCACCAAAGUGUUGAAUAUGAAACCAACGGAAAUUUUAUCGUUGAUUGAAGAAGCAGCAGGUACUAGAACUUUUGAAGAACGUAAAGAGAAAGCACAAAGAACCAUGGUAAAGAAAGAAGCAAAAUUGAUGGAAAUAAGGAGUUUAUUGAAGGAUGAAAUCGAACCAAAAUUAGAGAAACUUCGAUCACAAAAGAGAACAUUCUUAGAAUAUCAACAAACUCAAACUGAUCUUGAAAAUUUGUCUAGAGUGUUAUCAGCUCAUAGUUAUGUACAAUUUUCUAACAAAUUUGAUGAAUAUCUGAAAUUAUUGAAUGAGAAACAACUGAUAAUGAAUGACUUAUCGGUAUCGAUUGAAUUAACUGAACAGGAGAUAAAACAUUUGCAUCAAGAUUUAGAUCAAGUCAAACAACAAAGAGAAGAAGAAAUGAAGAAGGAUGGGAAAAUCAAAGAAUUGGAAAUCACAGAAAAUCAAUUAACUGAAGAAUUAACAAGAUUGAAUACUUCCUUAGAUUUAACUAAAGAUAAUUUAAAAGAUGAAGAGAAAAAAACUGCUAAAAUUAAGAACCAGAUAACCAACCUUGAAGAACUUAUUGCUUCCAAUUCCGAUAAAUAUAAUCAAUAUGAAGUGAAUUUCCAGAAAUCCAAGAAACAAUUGGCUGAUAUGAAAGAAGAAUUUAAUAAAAAAGAAGAAUUAUUAUCAUCAUUAUCCACAGGAAUUUCUACAAAAGGAGGGGCUUCUGGUGGAUAUAUGGCUCAAUUAAAAGAAGUUAAAGAUGAAUUGAAUGAAACUUCCAAUUUCAUACAACUGUCCAAUUUGAAGAUCAAUCAUUUGAACCAACAAUUAGUUGAAGACAAAUCAAACUUGGCCAAAGCAAAGAAAGAAUUUGAAAGCUUGAACGCUGAAAUAGAUAACUUCUCUCAAAUGAUUAGAACUAAAGAACUUAAAUUAAAAGAAUUAGGGUAUGACCCCGAAAGAGUUUCUGUUUUGAAAGAUAAAGAAUAUUCUUUAACCAACCAAUUAAAUAAAUUAAAUACCGAAUUGGAUUAUCUCAGAAGAGAAGUGGGUAAUGUAGAUUUCCAAUAUUCAUUACCACAUCCGAAUUUUGAUCCUUCAUCAGUCAAAGGAAGUGCAAUUCAAUUAUUCAAUUUACAAGAACAACAUAAUAAUAAAGCCAUGGCAUUACAAAUUUGUGCUGGUGGUAGAUUAUAUAAUGUAGUUGUAGAUAAUAGUGAAGUGGCAUCUCAAUUAUUAGAAAAUGGGAAGUUAAGAAAAAGAGUCACUAUUAUUCCAUUGGAUAAAAUCAAUUCUCGUUCAGUAAGUAAUGAUGUUAUCAGUUAUGCUCAACAAUUAUGCCCUGGACAAGUUGAAAUUGCUAUAAACUUGAUUGAUUAUGAUAACGAUUUAUCUAAAGCUAUGGAAUAUAUCUUUGGAUCAACAUUCAUUUGUGAUUCUCCAGAUGUAGCUAAGGCAGUUACUUUUGAUCCUAAAAUAAGAUCAAGAUCCAUUACUUUAGAAGGAGAUAUUUAUGAUCCAGAAGGUAAUUUAGCUGGAGGAUCAAGAAGAAAUACUUCAAGUUUAUUGAUAACCAUGCAAAAAUUCAAUAAAAUUCAACUCCAAAUCAAUGAAUUGACUUCAGAAUUAAAAAUUGUACAAAGGGAAUUGGGUAAAUUUCAAGAAUUAAGUUAUAAGACGAAAGAUUUACAGAAUGAAAUUAACCUACAACAACAAGAAUUGAAGAAUUUGAAUAGAAAAUUGGAAAAUAAUCAAGCUACCAUAAUUGUUAAGGAUUAUGAAGAAAAACAACAAGAAGUGAAUAGAUUGAAACAGGAAGUUGAAGACUCUCAAAUAAAAUGUGAUGAAUUCACGAGACAAAUCAAAGUUAUUGAAAAGGAUAUGAAAGAAUUCAACACUAACAAAGGAUCUAAAUUGAAAGAACUUGAAAAAGAAGUUAACAACUUAAGAAAUCAAGUUAUUGAUAAAGAAGAAAGUAUCACAAAAGAAGAAGAUGAGUAUCAGAAUAUAAUGGUUGAAAAUGAUCAAAGAAAAUCCGAAUUGGAGAAUAAUCUUGAACAAUUAAACCAACAAUCAGCCAUAAUUAAUGAGUAUGAAACUAAAUUAAAUGAUAUGAAUAAUGAAAUCGAACAACUUAAUGAUAAGCUUAACUACACCAAGAUUCAAUUAGAUGAAGAGAAAUCGAAUCUUAUGGGCCUUAAUGAAGAAAUGAAUGAGUUAAAUAAGAUUAUUCAUGAAAAGACAGAAAAAUCCAAUGAACAGAAAUUAUCCAUUCAAAAAUUAACCCAUGAAAUCGAAAAGAUCGAAUCAAAAACAAAGAUUUAUGAAGUUAAACUCAAUGAAUUGAUUGAAAAAGUUGACUGGGUGACGGAUGGAAAUAUCGUUGAAAACUUAAUCAAAGAAUAUCCUAACUUCAAUAUUGAGGAUAGUUCAAAUCAAAUGAAUAUCUUACAAGAGAAAUUCGAUGAAAUGAAAAGGAAAGUUAAUGUCAACAUUAUGAAUUUGAUCGAUAAUGUCGAAAAGAAAGAAACUAGUUUGAAACAAAUGAUAAAAACCAUUGAAAAAGAUAAAUCAAAGAUCAAUAAUACCAUUGAAAAAUUGAAUGGAUAUAAAAGAGAUACUUUGAAUACAACCUAUUCUAAAGUUUCCGUUGAUUUCGGGGCCAUCUUUGCUGAUUUGUUACCAGGAUCUUUCGCCAAAUUAGUACCGAUCAACCCUAUGGAUGUAACCAAAGGUCUUGAAGUUAAGGUCAAAUUGGGUCCUGUUUGGAAAGAAAGUCUUGUAGAAUUAUCUGGAGGCCAAAGAUCAUUGAUUGCAUUGUCAUUAAUUAUGGCCCUUUUACAAUUCAAACCUGCUCCAAUGUAUAUUUUGGAUGAAGUUGAUGCAGCUUUAGAUUUAUCCCAUACUCAAAAUAUUGGUCAUUUGAUUAAGACCAGAUUUAAAGGAUCCCAAUUCAUUGUUGUUUCUUUGAAAGAAGGGAUGUUCACCAAUGCCAACAGAGUAUUUAGAACUCGUUUCCAAGAUGGUACCUCUGUAGUAUCAGCCAUGUAA
Molecule: messenger RNA, 3513 nt
Organism: Yamadazyma jaroonii
Lineage: Eukaryota; Fungi; Ascomycota; Pichiomycetes; Serinales; Debaryomycetaceae
Source: the annotation of a GenBank genome assembly